AUGGGUUACAACGCUGCGUCCGGAUGGAAAAGCUACCGCGUCCCAAGAUAUCCGUCAAACUGGUCUCGUGCCGUCGAACCACCACAGAACAGUGACGUUGGAUCCGACGUAAAUUCUGACGACAACCCUUCAAAGCCCUUCUACUUCAUGGAUCCCGAUCAGCGACGCCAUUUUCGAAUCCUCGACUUGCAUCAGGAUGAUAACCCAAGGUUCAUCGAAAGUUCUGCCACCGUCUCAGAACCUUUCUACUAUCUGGACAAUCCGCGAUACAUUUUCUUAUCCGACCAACAACAGAACCGUUCUAAAAAGCUUACUGCAACUGUUCAAGAGAAGAAGCCUGCACAACCGAAGUGUACAGCUUGUUGGACGGAGUUAGACGAAUCCACAACGCCUAUGCCCUGUGGCCACUACUGGUGCUCUUCAUGCAUAGUACGAAGAUUUACCAAGAUACGCAACCAGACUGACUGGCCGGUCAGAUGCCAUCAAACUGUACUUACUGAUUGCACUAUCUCACUCGAUACCGCAAAGCCUUUCCUACAAGAUGAGGAUAUCCGAAGACUGAUACCUUUGAUCGAAGAGCUCGAAACACCUGUUAUGGAUCGUGUUUAUUGUUCGAAUAACAGAUGCGGCAUCUUCAUAGCCCGUAGAGAUACCCAAGAUCGCAUCGCGCGCUGUGAAGCAUGCCAGACCGACACAUGCUCAACCUGCAAGGGAGCUGCUCACGAGAGCGACAACUGUCCACUGCCGAAUCAAGACGAACAAAAAGUUCUCAUCACAUCGCACAAGGAGGGAUGGAAGCGUUGCACAGGAUGCGGUCAAAUGUGCGAAAGAAUCCUCGGAUGCUCAAGAAUUGCUUGUCUAUGUGGAUACCGCUUCUGUUACCACUGCGCAGGGCCCAUAAACGCAUGCAAUGGCUGCCCUGAAAUCGAAUACGGGGAUGGAAGGCUGAACCGUAUGGAAAGACGACAGAGAAAACGAGCGCAGCCAGUAUCCAGCUCGAAAACCGAUUUCAAGAACGACUUUACAGCAUUCACCACGAGGAGAGCCAGAGCACGGACAAAUGGACGAGUACCUAGGAGACCUGAAACGUCAUACCAACAGCAACAGAGACUCGAAGAUGCAAAUUUCGCAGUAAUGAUGGCAGAAAUACAUCAACGUCAAGACGCAGAAAGAGCACAACUGGAGAGAUUUCGAGCAGAAAGAGCACGCCGCAAGCAGCAAACUUCGAUAGGUCAGAAGAUUGGACGCAAGAUCCAGCGAUUGUGUGGCAGAGUGUUUGGGUUGUGA
Molecule: messenger RNA, 1287 nt
Organism: Aureobasidium musti
Lineage: Eukaryota; Fungi; Ascomycota; Dothideomycetes; Dothideales; Saccotheciaceae
Source: the annotation of a GenBank genome assembly